Cynara cardunculus var. scolymus (artichoke) is the source of this 3003-nucleotide messenger RNA. Its product is annotated as receptor-like protein EIX2. Bases 1 to 3003 code for a protein of 1000 amino acids. Lineage: Eukaryota; Viridiplantae; Streptophyta; Magnoliopsida; Asterales; Asteraceae. Gene Ontology annotation, molecular function: protein binding. The transcript has a single exon. The record is from RefSeq and is a predicted model, not a curated record.
AUGGAUGUUGAGAGACAAGCACUUUCCCGGUUCAGGCACGGCCUCAUCGACCGUGCACACCAACUUGCUUCUUGGGUCGGGGAUGAAAAAGAUUGUUGCAAAUGGGCAGGGAUUGUUUGUGAUAAUGUUACAGGUCAUGUUCAUCAGAUUCAUCUUCGUGGAGUAGGUGGCCAUUGUCGUGUUGGUGACUACACAACUCCCAAAGCAUACGAAGAAGCAUCGAAGCAAAUGCUAGGAGGGGAUUUAAGUUCAUCGUUGCUCAAUCUAAAGCAACUCAAGCAUCUAGACUUGAGCUGCAAUGAUUUUGCAGGGAUCCAAGUUCCUAGCUUUAUUGGUUCUCUCGGAAACUUGAGAUAUCUUAACCUCUCGAGUUCCAAAUUUGGCGGAACUAUCCCUCCUCAAAUAGGGAAUCUUUCGGAAUUGCAAGUCCUCGGUCUUGGGAGUUUUUAUGAUAAGACUUACGGAUCUGAAUCAACUAGCAUGUUGAACAUGCAGUGGUUGUCAAGCCUACGUUCGCUGCAUCACCUGGAUAUGAGUGGCCUGGACCUAAGCAAAGCAACUGAUUGGCUUCAGGUGAUGAACACCCUCCCUUCUUUGAUCAAACUGCAUAUGUCUGAUUGUCAACUCUCAGAUAUACAUCCCCAAGUUCCUAGUCUUAAUCUCACAUCCCUUUCCUUGCUUGAUCUUUCUACUAACGCUUUUGAUACCACUUCUGUACUACGGUGGAUUUUUAGCAUACCGAGUCUAGUUUCGUUGGAUUUAAAUGAGUGUUAUUUCCAUGGACCUAUUCCUGGUAGCGUUGAUAGCUUCCGUAACUUCACUGCCCUCAAGUGGCUUCACGUCUCUGCGAAUGAUUUCAUGAAUUCUUCGUUAGUAUUACAAGGGUUGUCUAGCGUAGGUMGYAAUCUCAUUUCGUUAGAUAUUAGCUAUUGCGAUGUUUCGAGUUCAGAUCUAGUUGCACUUCACAACUUGACUUCCCUUCUUAACAUCGACCUAUCACAAAACCAGCUCACCAAGGUAAUUCCUAAAUCAUUAGGUAACCUUUGCAACUUGAGACAGGUUAAUAUGGCAGGUAACAACUUCGAAAAUAUCAGUCUUACAGUCCUUCUUGAAACUUUUAUCGAGUGCAAAUCCCCUAGCUUGGAGUCAUUAUCCCUUGGAUACUCCCAGCUAUCUGGUCAUCUACCUGAUUCAAUAGGAAGAUUGUCUUUUCUGAAGUCAUUAUCUCUGGCUGAGAAUCUCAUUUCUGGUUCAAUUCCAUACUCAAUUGGAYGUUUGUCGUCAUUGGAGAGCUUAGAUCUACGGAAUAACCAACUAAACAGCAGCCUUCCAGAUAGCCUCGGUCUACUUUCAGAGUUGGAGUAUUUAGAUAUUUCUUAUAAUAUGCUGACCAAUAUCGUGACAGAAGCUCAUUUUGCCAGACUAGCCAGAUUGAAAGUCUUAUGGGCAAAUAACAACAACUUAAUAUUAAGACCACGCAUUGAGAACUGGAUUCCCGCUUUCCAGCUGCAGCUUUUGAAUUUGAGAUCUUGGGAUUUAGGGCCUCAAUUUCCAAUGUGGUUGCAAUUGCAAAGGGAUUUAGAAACGAUGGAUAUCAGCAACACAAGGAUUUCAUCAACCAUCCCUGAGUCAUUYUGGAGAUCCAUGCCCAAUCUACAAGUUUUAAACAUGUCGCAGAAUAAUAUACAAGGAAGGUUGCUUGGUAUCCAUGCACCACUUUCGGUUAUUGACCUAAGUUCUAACAACUUCAGCGGGCAAUUACCAGAACUCUCAAAAAGUUCAUCGGCAUUUAUCCUGGAUCUUUCGCGUAAUUCCUUCGUGGGUUCGUUACACCGUUUCUUGUGUCUCUAUAGUGGGGAGAAACUAGAUUUUCUUAAUCUUGCAAAUAAUCAACUGUCUGGAGUCAUUCCAGAGUGUUGGAUGAAUUGGCCGAUUUUGUCAUUCUUAAACUUGGAGAACAACAAUCUAUCUGGUGAGAUUCCAAGAACUUUGGGAUCUUUAUCUUCACUAGGAUCAUUGAAUAUGGGCAACAACAAGCUCUCUGGAACAUUGCCUMUUUCUCUAAAGAACUUGACGAACUUGGAGAUCCUUCAAUUUGCUAGAAAUGAACUUGUUGGAAGGAUUCCAACAUGGUUUGGGAGAGAACUCUCAAUUUUGAGAAUUCUCAACCUCCGUUCAAACAAAUUUGACGGACAUAUUCCUCAUGAGCUAUGUGAUCUUACCGUGAUUCAGAUCUUGGUCCUCGCUCAUAACAAUCUAUCAGGAAAUAUUCCAAGAUGCUUCGACAAAUUCAAUAUCCUCUUGGGGAAAGAAACGACCUCAGAUGGUCGGAUUUUUUCCUUAUCUAUUCUUGGGACAGACCUUUUGGGUAGUGCCUCUUUGGUAACCAAGGGACGAGAGGACACAUAUAGCACUAUUCUUAGACUAGUGAUGAUACUGGACCUUUCUAGUAACAAAUUUUCUGGACAAAUCCCAAGUGAGCUGAUGGCGCUUCAGGCAUUACAGUCRUUGAAUUUAUCAAGAAAUCAACUGACCGGAAGGAUCCCAGAGAARAUUGGAGACAUGAAAGACCUUGAAUCUUUUGAUAUCUCUCAAAAUCAACUUUCUGGGGAACUUCCUUUGAGCUUGUCAGGCUUGAGUUUCUUGAGUAGCUUCAAUGUGUCAUACAACAAUUUCACUGGAAGCAUCCCAUCAAGCACACAGCUUCAGGGUUUCGAUGAGUCCAGCUUCUUUGGCAACCAACUCUGUGGAAAUCCGCUCACAAAGAGUUGUGGAACCAAAGUACCUGAGUUAUACCAACAAGGUGCCAAAGGAUCAAAUGGAACAGAUUGGGGCUUGGUCAUUAGCAUAGUGUUGGGAUUUGUUGCUGGUUUCUGGAUUGUCUUGGCUCCAUUGAUAGCCAGCACAGCAUGGAGGAUUGCAUAUUUCCGUUUCUUGAGCGAGCUACGGUGUAUGUUUUGUGAUGUCAUUAGUAAGUAUUGUUGUAAUAUGUUUCCUAAGUGA